Perkinsus marinus ATCC 50983 is the source of this 172-nucleotide messenger RNA. RefSeq lists its product as hypothetical. Gene Ontology annotation, molecular function: calcium ion binding; protein binding. The record is from RefSeq and is a predicted model, not a curated record. The annotation marks the transcript as partial. The transcript has a single exon. Lineage: Eukaryota; Perkinsozoa; Perkinsida; Perkinsidae.
UUACCCGAAGCUGUUCCGAGCGGCUGAUACGAAGAAGCGUGGAGUGCUUGGCGCUCAGGAGGCAGCACAGUUUUUAUCAUCAUCGAAGUUGCCUCGGAAAACACUACAUGAUAUAUGGUGUUUGGCGGAUAGUGAUAAUAAGGGCAAUCUAACUAUUGAUGAGUACAGGCUC